Messenger RNA from Babesia bigemina, 762 nucleotides. RefSeq lists its product as hypothetical. The record is from RefSeq and is a predicted model, not a curated record. NCBI's taxonomy places the organism in Eukaryota, Apicomplexa, Aconoidasida, Piroplasmida, Babesiidae. Bases 1 to 762 code for a protein of 253 amino acids. The transcript has a single exon.
AUGUGGGACCUCUACAUUCAGGAUAGCGACCCUUCGGGAGGCUGGGAGUCGGACUCCGCCUCGGAAAAUGUAAACUACAUCCCACUAAGCCCACAAUAUGUCAACCUGCGUGAGUGCAGCGACUGUGCAUCUUCCGAUUACGGGCACUGCUGUGAUUACGGAGUGGACGUAAUUGACUGCUGCACAUGCGAUCAGUCCGCAUUUGAUAUACCAGUAGUGGCUGCGCGGGGCUCGUGUAACGCCUGUCACCACGCCACAUACGAUGAUCGCCCCAAAGUGCUGCAGUUCGAGGGGGAAGCGGCUUUCACGACGGAAAAACCGGCCGCUGCAGGCUUAGGGGCCGGCACGCCCAGUCUCCAGGAACGACGGUCGGUAGACAAGCCUAAAUUCACGAAGAAAGCCGUGACAAUCGAACGUGGCGAUCAAACUGUUAAGAUUGAAGUGCCCUCGCCUCCUCCCAGUCGGCCAUCUAUCGGGUCCAACAACAUGCCGACACGCACACCGGCACCAAGGAGAAGCGUCUCUGCAGCAUCGAAGCGGAAUCGCGCAUACAUGUUCUGCGGCAGGCCGCUUGCAGGGACGCAAAACACGUCGUACCGCAACAUCGUGCUGCCCCGGGCUCCGGGUGAAAAGGAUGUCGAGAUCAUAGCGAAGCGGGCCACGAACGACCGCGCCAGCUCACAUGAGGCGCGCAUCAAACCGCCUCAGCGGGGUCCUAAGAUAAGGCUGGCUAUUGAAGCGCCGCGGCGAGGGCACUGGUGA